Molecule: messenger RNA, 1306 nt
Organism: Tilletiopsis washingtonensis
Lineage: Eukaryota; Fungi; Basidiomycota; Exobasidiomycetes; Entylomatales
Exons: 3
Coding region: 74-1273 (399 amino acids)
Biological process (GO): protein insertion into mitochondrial inner membrane from matrix; mitochondrial respiratory chain complex IV assembly
Cellular component (GO): mitochondrial inner membrane
Molecular function (GO): membrane insertase activity
Source: RefSeq, a predicted model, not a curated record
CCACCGGCCCAGACGACCGCGGCGGCGCGCCUUGUCUCGCCACCGCCUCAAGCCCGGCCUCCUUUUGCCGCCCAUGCUGCGCCGUGCCCUGCCGCUGCGGCCGCUGCGGCUUGCGCCAGUGCCGCACCGCGCGCCGGCGCGCCGCGCCUUCUCGACGGCGCCGCUCUUCGACCCGCUCGUGGCGCUGCUCGAGGCGCUGCCGUCGCUGCCCCUCGUCGCCGCGUCGCCAUGCCCGCAGACGACAUCGCUCGUGCUGCUCGCCGUGGCGCUGCGCACCGCCGCGCUGCCGGCGACGCUGUGGAGCCGCGCGCGCCAGCGCCGCAUGGCCGAGCGCGUCGUGCCGGCGUGGCAGGAGGUGAAGCGCCUGCUGCCCGAGAGCGUCGCGCGUCGCUGCCGGCGCGCGGGCAUGUCGUAUGAGGAGUACCAGGCGGAGCUGCAGCGCGAGCUCAGAGCACAUCUCAAGACGCUACUGGCGCAGCACCGCUGUGCGCCGAUUCCGACCAUCGUGAUGCCGCUGGCGAUUCAAGUGCCGCUCUUCAUCAUCGCGUCGCAGACUAUCCGCCUCUCCAUCGGCCUGCCCGACUCCUCGUUUGGCUCCGAGGUGCAGCCCUGGUGGUCUGCGCCGCCCGGCCUCGAGGCGCAGUUCGCCGAGGGUGCAAAGGUGCUCGCCGCGCGCGGCCUGGAAGGCGAGGCGCUCGAGGCGCUGACGCGUCCGAUGGGCCCAGACCUGCGCGAGGUGGACCGGAGCAUGAUGGGGCCCAUCGCGCUCGGCAUGAGCACGCUCUCGAGUGUCGAGCUGACGCAGUGGAUGCGGCGCACCGAGCGCGAACGAGAUACAGAACAACAAGAGGGCAAGAAGGCCGCAGAGGAGCAGAUGGAGCAGCAGAUUGAGCAGAGCGUCGCAGAGCCGCUGCGCAACCGCGUGCUGGCGAACGUUCUGCGCGCGGGCAGCAUCGUCUUUGUCGUGGUGGCAAGCCAGGCGCCUGCUGCGGUGCUCGUCUACUGGCUCUCGUCGUCGCUGUACACACUCGUGCAAAACGGCGUCUUUACCGUCGCAGAUCGGCGCCGUGCACUGCGCGCUGCAGCCGCUCCGCCGCCACGCCCGUCUGUGACCGCGGCGGUGCAGUCGCGAGAAGCACAAAGACAGCGGCGCAUCGAGCGCGGCAUCGCACAGACGCAGGUCGGCAUCGCGGGCGAGAUGGGCAAGGGCGAGAUGAAGCGGAAACGAGCGCUCGUGGGCCGGGCGGCAGAGGCCGUCGAGCGCGAGCAAUGACACAAUGCUACAAUGCUCUGCAUAUUCCAUGCA